Messenger RNA from Polyodon spathula (Mississippi paddlefish), 3022 nucleotides. RefSeq names its product solute carrier family 45 member 3-like. The record is from RefSeq and is a predicted model, not a curated record. Gene Ontology annotation, cellular component: membrane. Gene Ontology annotation, biological process: transmembrane transport. NCBI's taxonomy places the organism in Eukaryota, Metazoa, Chordata, Actinopteri, Acipenseriformes, Polyodontidae. The transcript has 5 exons. Gene Ontology annotation, molecular function: sucrose:proton symporter activity. Bases 468 to 2219 code for a protein of 583 amino acids.
CCAAAUCGCAUAAAACAUAUUCUCUAUAGUAGCUAUCACGGUACCGGUAGACACUGUUGUGGCGCCUCUGUAAAGAAUCACUACUGUAUUCCCUUUUGAUUUUUUUUUUUUGGCUCCGCCCCUGUCGCUUUGGCAGGGUCUCGGUGAUAAAGUUUAACCUGGCAUUUUAAGAAGUUUACAGCUAGGAGCAACACGAUGGGAGUCCUACCGCUCUGCUGAAAAGCAGAAGAGAAUUGUCAAGCUUUAAGGAUUUCACCACUCAGGUUACAAACUACCAGAAGACAGGAGGGAUGGUUAGAGAACAAAACCAUUGGGGUCAAAAUAAUCUGGUUUCAGAUAGUGCCGACUGAAGCACCUGGAAAAGCACUUUCAACCGGCCAAAUGUUGACUAUAGGCCACAGAUUCCAGACCCUCAAUAAAGCAUGAGAUUGAGCGAGACGGAAUGAAAAUUAACAACCUUGUAAAACAUGGAAACAAAGUAUCCCUUUUUUAAAAAUACCUCAAGGACCCCCCCUGCACCCCCUGGCUACUUUUCUGCUCUCCCGUUUGAGGCUGUGAGAGCCGCCUGUGACAUGGCAGUGCGAUCCUGGCUGUGGGCUCUGCUGCGAGGCCGCAAGACUCAGCUCCUUCUGGUCAACAUGCUGACCUGCGGCCUGGAGAUCUGCAUGGCCACCGGGACCAGCUGCGCGGCCCCCCUGCUUCUGGAGGCUGGGAUAGAGGAGCAGUUCAUGUCCAUGGUCCUGGGUGUGGGGCCAGUCCUUGGCUUGCUGUUUGUCCCGAUGAUCAGCUCGGCCAGUGACCGCUGGACCGGGCACUAUGGCCGGAGACGCCCCUUCAUCUGGUUGCUGUGCCUGGGGGUCCUGCUGAGCCUGAUUCUUAUCCCCCAUGCCUCGCUGCUGGCGGGCUGGCUGUCCGUGCAGAGCAAAGGGCUGGAGGUGGCUCUGCUGAUCACUGGGAUCUGCUUGCUGGAGUUCUGCGGGCUGGUGUGCUUCACCCUUCUGGAGGCCCUGGUGUCAGACCUGUUCCAGGACGAGGAGGGGUGCCGGCAAGCCUUCGCCAUGCACUCCCUGAUGAUCAGCCUGGGCGGCUGCAUCGGCUACCUCCUCCCAGCCGUCGACUGGAAAAGCAUCCCCCUGGUGCCUUCCCUGGGCGGGCAGGAGACCUUCAUCUUUGUCCUGCUCACCCUCAUCCUCUUGUUCUGUGUGCUGGGCACAGCCUUUGUCUCCGAGGAGGUCUUCAAGAGCAGAGGGGAGUUUUCAGUGGUGGAGUCCCGUUUUAAGUGCCGGUGCCCCUGCCCGCUGUCUUUCCGCCCGCGCCAUCUGCUCUCUGCCCUGCGUAGCUGCUGUGCCCUCUUGCCCAGGCUGCGGCAGCUGUGCCACCGCGUGCCCAGGGUGAUCCGGCAGCUGUUUGUGGCGGAGCUGUGCAGCUGGAUGGCUCUCAUGACCUUCAUUCUGUUCUACACAGACUUCGUCGGAGAGGGUCUGUACAAGGGGGUGCCCAACGCUAAGCCGGGCAGCGCCGAGAGGCUGAGAUACGAUGAAGGGGUGCGGAUGGGCAGCCUGGGCCUCUUCCUGCAGUGUGCAACCUCGGCGAUGUUCUCUCUUUUCCUGGGCCGGCUGGUGAAGAAGCUGGGCCCCCGGGCCGUCUAUUUGAGCAGCGUGGCCUUCCUCGCCUUCGCCACUCUGGUCAUGUCCCUGUCGCACAGCCUGGUCCUCAUCACAGCCAUGGCGGGCAUGACUGGCUACACCUUCUGCACCCUGCAGAUCCUGCCUUACACACUCGCUUCGCUCUACCACAGCGAGCACCAGGUGUUUUUUUCCCAGCACAACACAAGAGGAGCCACUGCUAAAGAAGAAGGCGGACUGACUCACAAGACUCCCUACAUCAACGGGCACCCGGGGGGCAUGCCUGGACUUGGACUGCCACUCCCUGCCUCCCCGCUAGCUCUCCAUGUGCCUGUGUGCGGCGAUGGCACGGCACCCCCUGCUGGUCGGGGGAUUUGCCUGGACUUGGCCAUCCUGGACAGCGCGUUCAUGCUUUCCCAGGUGGUGCCCUCCCUCUUCAUGGGCUCCAUCGUUCACUUCAGUCAGUGCGUGGCUGCCUACAUGGGCUGUGCCUCUGCCAUAGGGCUGGUGGCCAUCUACGUCUCCACCAAAGUGGUCUUUGAGAAAAGUGACCUGUGCCGUAGCCCUGACCCGGCCCCUCUGAUAAUGCCCUGAUGAAACUGAUUUGCACACAACACACUGGAGGCGACGCCUGUGCUGCUCUUCAGUUGAGUGCCUUGGGAUUUUUAUUGUGCACAGGACCAGCCUUGGUUUGGCACAAGUGCCAUGCUGGGAUGUUGCAGUUCAAAGAGAAUCAAGUCUCCUACUGAGCCAGCAACACCUCUCCGUAUACUCGCUCUACAGCACUAGGCGUUCUGUGAUCUAAUGACAGGACAAAGUCAAGUUGCCAAGACAUUUAUACAUGUCAAAGACUUUUUUUUUUAAAGAUGUUCAAGUGCCUUUAAAACAACGUAUCUACCUGAUACCAUGGCUGCCUCUUACCACAGGUGCUUGCAGGUGGAUGUUAGUUACAAUAUAUCAAAUAAAUGGAUGUAUGUUUCUAAAGUGGGUGAGGGGAGGUAUCACUGAAAGACACUCUGCCCUGAAUGCAAGACCCAAUGGUCAUAUACACUGAAGAACACACAUGCCAGUAAAUAUAUUCAACGUGCUCGGUCUGCAAGACCACACGCAAGCCUUUCAACAAGGCUAGUUAGUAUUACUCAAUGCACUGGAACAGACAGCUGAAAGCGUACAAGAUGUCAACACUUAGGGAUGUUUGCCCAUGCAAAGUACAUCCUGCAACAUUCUUCUGAGUGGUUUACAGUGUCUAAUACCCUGUCCACUCUCCCCAAAUAGCACACUUGAUGGAUGCUUAUGUAGGUAGCUUGAAGUGGGGGACCAUGCAAUUAAAACAUAUAUAGUGUGUUAUUUCUAUCAAUUCAAAUUGAGAUGCCAGUGCACUUAUAGAUGGCAUUGCA